UUAUUCGCACCUGUACAAAAAUGCGCUGUAGUCAAGCGCAAGCGAUCCACACGUCUCCGUUUCUCCGUCUUGGCAUUGACAGGCGACCGGGAGAAGGCGAUGUAAAUGCCAACUCCAGACCGGCGUAAAGGACGAAUAACAGUUAACACAAACUGAUCAUUUCUAGCCGCCUUAUUAUACCAGGAUCGAAGUCAGUUGCUAACGCCAGGCAGGACUGUAGCCUGUACUUGGAAUAAUUGCUAUUUGUACCGAGUCCGUAUUGCUGCAGCCCUGCACAUUACCUCCACAGCGUUAGAAACAACACCAGAAACUGACAGAAGAAUUCAUCCUCCAUUCUGGAAGAAGACAAAGCGGCUCGGUACCGUGUUGCAGCAGUUCAAGUAAAAGUUAGUUGUAGCAUUUUCUUUUGGAUGUAAGUCGGCCCCUUAGAAUCCACAAGCCAGGCCCUGCCAAAGCUGCGACUUACUUCAAUACUUGUGACGUCUCGACGGUUUGUCUGGAACGGGGAGCGACUUGCGUCUACACGUGACUCCUGUACUCCGGACGUGGAUAUCGUGUAUUCUUUUGCAGCUCCAACCAGCUUUGGCUAGCCACGCAUCCCAGACGACCCCUCGCAGUUGUUCAGCGACUCACCCAGUCGGUGAGAGAGCGGAGUUUGCUUUGUCAGACUAGGAAUGCCCAGUGUCCCGGACUUAGUGUAAUAAUUAUUUCGAUCCACGUGAGUGAAUGAGACGUGGUGCGUCCUUGAAGGCGAGGAAAUUUCAUUUCUGUACGCACCAGACUGCUGGACACGUCUCCUACCAUCGCUACCUGGCUACCGACCCAGGACAAUUGGAAGGGUGGUAGGACAACACGUUUCCCUCCACUAGCAGUGGUAGACCAACAAACGAGCCUCGCAACUGAGUAUCACCAAGUCAAAUUUCCGGUAAACUAUCGAAUCCCAAUGGCGUUCAAAGGCCAAUGGGCCAAAGUACAGGGCUCCGACAUUAGUCGCCAGUUGGCCGAAGUGUAUGGCGACUUCUUUCCGCUUGAAGCUCGUCACUAUUUCUGCGACUGGCUUGAAGAUCAAACUUGGGAUCGAGUGAAUCUGGAGGAGGAUAUACCACAAGCACAGAUAUUGUUUUCAGCUUUCUUGGAUCUCAUCACGGUGCGCGUGAGCCAGUGUAACGAGAACAAUGAAUUCGUGAUGCGGCUGCAGUUUGAAAAGCUCCACUCCCAACUGAUGAUGCGCUACGGUGAGCGACCACUGGAGUUUGUUCGCACCGUGCAUCACUGUCUCAACCGGGAGCAGGCGAUGCUGAGUGCGCACGAAAAUUGCAUUCCCCCAGCUGCCAUGAACGGCCGACAUAGCAUUAUACAACAAACUCUGACUCAGGGUCACAGUCUGGUCGAGCAACUAACAUGUGAUGUACGGACACUCCAGGCCAAGCAGGAGGCCAUCAUUACACUGGGACAGGAGCUGGCCAGAAUUCGAGAGUCAAUGCAAAAUAUGACACAAGCGCUGGGAACCGGAUGCCAGACUGUGCCGGCACAGGCAGAACUGACAGCAGUCCGGCAACUGGAGACAUCUACAUCGGCUGAGCUGCAUAAUGCUGCUACUCUGCAACUGACGUCAAGAUCCAUGGUGUACCAGAAGACGAACGACCUACUCCACGCCUGCGCUGCUACGCUAGGGAGUAUAGUGGAGGAGCUGAGUGACUGGAGGUACCUGCAGUACAAAGCAAGAGGUGGUGGACCGCCGCCUGGGCCUCUCGACAUGAUCCAGAAAUGGUGCGAAGCGCUGGCUGAUAUACUGUGGACGUGCCGGCGACAAGUGCAGCAGCUUCAACACCAGAAAAGUCAGCUGCAGAUCAACAAAGAGCCUGACCCUGAGCUACCGGACCUGGACUUGCUCUGCCGUCGACUGCUGUACCAGCUCAUGACAAAGUCCUUCAUUGUCGAGCGCCAGCCGCAGCAAGUCAUCAAGACGAACACGAGAUUUGGAGCAUCUGUGAGAAUGCUGGCAGGCUCCAAGCUAUCGCUUCAUCUGAUCAACAUGGAAGUGGAGGCCCACAUUAUACCUACCCAGCUUGCACGGACAAUAAUAGCCGAGCCAAACUAUAGUGUGCAGCUUCCAAGCAAUCGCAGUGACCUGAAGAACACGACCAAGGUGAUGGAGUAUGAUCGCAGCACAGAGGUGUUUGGUGCUGACUUUACCAACAUGAUUCUGCCGAGGCGGCCCCCAGUUCGUAGAAGCGGCGGCCACGCUGAUCUGUCGGUUGCUGAGGAGAAAUUCUGCCUGGUGUUUAUCGCCAAGUGCGUGCUGGGAAAUGGAGACAUUGAGAUACCGCUCAUGGCCAUCUCAUGCCCGCUGGUUGUCAUUGUGCACGCCACGCAGAGUGUAGCUGCUGAAGCCACCAUGUUCUGGGAUAGUGCCUUCUCUGAUCCAGCAACGUUUGCUCAUCGUGAGGUGGUCGAAUGGCAGGAGAUGGAGAAAGCAGUCAACCUGUACUUUGCCAAGAACUGCGAGCGCGGUGUGGACAGCGGUCAAUUGCGGUGCCUGUACAGCAAAGCAUUCCCGUCGCAAGAGUACAACGAGCUGACCAACUUCCACAUCAAUAAAUUCCACAGGGAACAAAUGGAGGCCCGUCGCUUCACGUUCUGGUCAUGGAUCUACAGCGCCGCCGACAUCAUCAAGAAGCACGCACUGAGCAUGUGGUCCAAAGGACUAAUUGAAGGCUUUCUGUCUCGCGAGCAGGCUGAGGAAAAGCUACGCACUCAGCAGGGACAAGACACAUUCCUUAUUCGCUUCAGCGAGUCAACUGAAGGAGGCCUCACUGUGGCGUUCAGCGAGUUUGACAGUGCCAAAGGUGGCCGUGGUUUGGAUCACCUGCAGCCGUGGACUGCGCAUGACUUGAACACACUACAGCUGGCCAACCGAAUCCGAGACUUUGCUUUCCUGAAUGUGCUUUAUCCAAACACACCCAAGGACAGCGCUUUCUCGCAGUUCUAUACACUGUCGACCGGUUCAGGCGAAGAGGGGCAGUACGUUCCUACAUUUCUCGAGGUGAAGCGCAAGACCAAGAACAGCACCAACGGCACAGGCGGCACUCUGGAAAGCAAUCCAUCCACACCAAGCUCAGGUGAAAAUGUGCAGAGUCCGUCGACCGUGUCAAUCCAGGCCUCGUCACCGAUGACCGCACACGCGCCCAGCGUACACGGCAACGGAACAACGCAGAUGCCGAUGCCGGUGAGCAGCUUGUUCGAGGAUCACCGGGGGCUGGGCAUGCUGCAGCAGUUCCCCGACGUCUCCAUGGCCGGCAUGCACCAGGCCGACCAGCUCACCAUGUCAAUGCAGUUCGGCGGACAGUUUGGCUCGUCUCACGUGGCCGACCUGGUGGACAGGUGGACGCCGGCGGCACACAUCACACCAACGUAAGCCACCUUACGCCAUCAGUCGCCGCGUCCAUAAGCCACCUUACUCCAUCAGUCACACCAACGUAAGCCACCUUACUCCAUUACAGUCACCGCAUCCGUAAGCCACCUUACUCAAUUACAGUCACACCAACGUCAGCCACCUUACUUCAGCACAGACACCACAUCCGAUCAAAGCCAGGAGUAAUAGCUUGAUGUUGGUUCACUGAUGGCGCCACCCAACAUACAUGCCUUCUGACACUGAAUACAUGGACUAGUAAUUAAUGACCUUCACAUACGCUUGGGUUUAGCAUUGUUGUCGAAAACUGAGUAUCGAAAUCAGCUAGAACUCGUGCAAUAAUCACCAGAGUUAUUGAUAGCGCCCUGCUGCAACCGACACCUAGCUAAUAACAAGCGUGCACUCAACGGAUACAGGAUAGAAUGGACACCUUGUAAAGACUGGAUUACGCAUAUGCAUUCCAUCACACCGGCUACUUUGUCUGUGCACUUUAUACAAUCGUCUAUUGAGAACCAAUGCUAACUCGACCUUUGUUUUCUUUCUCAGCCCCGCACCCGUAGGCUAGCGUCCCCACACCCACACACGUGCACAACGUAAACAGGCCCAUACACUCAAGUAAGGAACACAUUGUACUACUUAAAACAUAAUAUCUCAUCCUGCCCCCCCCCCCCAUCCUGAUGCAGUGCCUGCAGUUUGAUGCAUUGAAUUCUGCAAUUAAUAAUUUCUGAAAUAACUAAGUCGGGCAGGUAGAUUGAGCACUCAAGCAGUCGGAGAAUUUCUUCAUCUUGAAAUGAAUCAACAUCUUAACGCCAUUGCAUCCCUUUCCUUAUUAGGUAGAUUGAGCACCUUGUCAGUCAGAGGAACAUUUCUUCGCACUGCAUAAUUUUCUUUCUCUUUUUGUUUUCUCCAAGCUUUGCCCUGUGUUUGGCGUCAGGCCAGUCUCGCUUUCGUUCAUUGAAAUGAUGCUGCAUGAACAACGUU
Sycon ciliatum is the source of this 4393-nucleotide messenger RNA. Its product is annotated as signal transducer and activator of transcription 5A-like. Lineage: Eukaryota; Metazoa; Porifera; Calcarea; Leucosolenida; Sycettidae. Gene Ontology annotation, biological process: defense response; regulation of transcription by RNA polymerase II; cell surface receptor signaling pathway via JAK-STAT. The record is from RefSeq and is a predicted model, not a curated record. Bases 944 to 3418 code for a protein of 824 amino acids. The transcript is spliced from 27 exons. Gene Ontology annotation, molecular function: DNA-binding transcription factor activity, RNA polymerase II-specific; RNA polymerase II cis-regulatory region sequence-specific DNA binding.